GUCUGCCGGGAAGCUCUCGGGACGGUUACCCACCGGGCCAGCAGCAGUCCGGAGUGGAGUUUCGACAUGCAGAGCACUGACCUGGGCAACAAGGAGAGCGGCAAGAUAUGGCACCGCAAGCCAUCGCCGGCUACUCACGACGGAAUUAUAGUGAACAUUGUUCACAGCACUUCUGAAUACCAUCCAAAAGUUUUGCGGUUUUUGAGUGUGGCUUUUGAUGGCUCAGGCGAUUCCUUUAUUGCUGGGGACCAUCUGGGAAACAUCUAUACUUUUGACUUGCAUGGAAACAGGUUUAAUCUUGUUCAGCGAACAGCCCAAGCGUGCACAGCUCUGGCCUUUAAUCUUCGUAGGAAGUCUGAGUUCCUUGUGGCAUUAGCUGAUUAUUCUAUUAAAUGUUUUGAUACAGUCACUAAGGAGCUGGUUAGCUGCAUGAGAGGACAUGAAUCGUCAGUGUGUUCCAUCUCUGUGCACGCAUCCGGGAGAUACGCCAUCACGACUUCCUCUGACACAGCUCAGCUCUGGGACUUGGAUACUUUCCAGAGGAAAAGAAAGCUGAACAUCCUCCAGUCUGUGGGGAUACAGAAGGUUUUCUUUCUACCAUUAAGUAACAUCAUCCUCAGCUGCUUUAAAGACAACUCCAUCUUUGCCUGGGAAUGUGAUACUCUGCUUUGCAAGUACCAAUUGCCAGCUCCACCUGAAGGUUCUAGCAUGUUAUACAAAGUAUUUGCUGUGACCAGAGAUGGCCGAAUGUUGGCUGUUGGAGGCAAAUCCAAUCACCUGCAUUUGUGGUGCUUGGAGGCCACACAACUCUUCAGAAUCAUCCAGAUGCCAACGAAGGUUCGAGCUGUUCGCCAUCUGGAAUUCCUGCCUGAUAGCUUUGAUGCUGGAUCCAAUCAGGUUCUUGGUGUGCUAAGUCAAGACGGCAUUAUGAGAUUUGUCAACAUACAAACUUGUAAACUUCUCUUUGAAAUUGGGAGCAUUGAAGAAGGAAUUAGCUUAUCAGUAAUUAGCCCACACGGUCGGUACAUAGCAUCUAUUAUGGAAAAUGGAAGUCUGAACGUAUAUUCAGUUCAAGCUUUGACACAAGAAAUAAAUAAGCCACCUCCUCCUCUAUUUAAAGUGAUUGAAGAUUUGCCCAGUAGUUCCAGUAAUCUUAAGAUGAAAAUAAUGCCAGGAAGAGUCCAGCAGUCAGCAAGAUGUAAAGAAAGCAAAAUUCAAACUAGAAUACUCAAGCAAGACCUGACUAGUAAUUUAGAAAACAAGGAGAAUAAAUUGUCAGAAGGAUUAAGUAGAAAACGUUUGCAAAUCUUAUUAAAAGGCUACGGGGAAUAUCCAACAAAAUACAGAAUGUUUAUUUGGCGCUCUUUACUACAACUGCCUGAAAACCAUGCUACGUUUAGUAGCUUGAUGGAUAAGGGGACCCACGUGGCUUAUCUCAACCUUCAGAGGAAAUACCCCAUCAAAAGUAGAAAACUGCUGCGAGUAUUGCAGAGAACCCUCUCUGUAUUAGCUCACUGGUCUACGAUCUUCGGCGAAAUACCCUAUCUUCCACUCUUGGCAUUUCCAUUUGUGAAGUUAUUCCAGAACAAUCAGCUCAUCUGUUUUGAAGUUAUUGCUACUCUCAUAAUCAAUUGGUGUCAACAUUGGUUUGAGUACUUUCCUAAUCCUCCCAUCAAUAUUCUUAGUAUGAUAGAAAAUGUUUUGGCAUUUCGUGACAAGGAACUACUGCAGCAUUUUAUAGAUCGUAACAUAACUUCUCAGCUAUAUGCCUGGCCUCUCCUGGAAACUGUGUUCUCAGAAGUGCUAACGAGAGAGGAGUGGCUCAGACUCUUUGAUAAUGUCUUCUCCAAUCACCCUUCCUUCCUGCUGCUGACCGUGGUGGCCUACAACACCUGUUCUAGAGUGCCCUUGCUCAGCUGCACUCUUAAGGAUGACUUUGAGUAUUUUUUUCACCAUCGGAAUAACCUGGACAUAAAAGUUGUAAUUAGAGAAGUUUAUCAUCUGAUGGAGACCACACCUGCUGAUAUUCAUCCAAAUAGCAUGCUGGAUGCUUUUGCUGCAUUAACAAAAGGGCAAUAUCCCAUAUUUAAUCAAUAUCCAAAGUUUAUUGUGGACUAUCAGACACAGGAACGAGAAAGGAUAAGGAAUGAUGAACUGGAUUUCUUGAGAGAGAGGCUAGCUGCUGUGAAAAGAGAGCUCAAGAUAAAGGAAAUAUGCUUACAGGAUGCUGCUAGGAGACGUUUACUGAAGGUUCAACAAGAUCAAUGUGAAAUGGAGCUACGCAGGCUGGAGGAUGAAAUUAAGAGAAAGGUCCAAAUGAGAGAUCAGGAAAUUGUGGCCACAACCAACGACCUGGAAAUGAGACAGCUGGAACUUGAAUCACAAAAACGGCUUUAUGAGAAGAAUCUUACUGAAAGACAAGAUACUGUUGCGAAGGAGAUUCGAGAAGAUGCAGAAGCCUAUAGGCAAAAAAUGGCUGUGGAAGAUCACAUGUUCCAGGAGCUGCUAGAAAGCAGCCAGAUGAGGAGCAUGGAGGCUCGGAGGGUAACAGAGGACAAUUUGGCAAAGGCCAAGCAAGCCUGCCUGAAGGCUGACUGGCAGAUCCAGGCAUUACAGAGGCAGAAAUGUGACGAUCUACAGCGCAGCCAGGGCUACCAUGAAGUUGCCACUCUUCUUAGGAAGAACAGAAGGAGAGAAAUAGAAAUCUUAAAUGCAAUGAUGGAGGAAGAGGCUAGGAAGUGGAAGGAAGCUGAAGAGAAGCAAUUUCAUUUGCAAUCAGAAAAGAAAGCGUCUGCCCUUUCCGAUGCCUCUCGAAGGUGGUUUCUAAAGCAGGAGACCAGUGCGGCUUUGGAACGUGGAGAUUCCCUAAGCGAAGAUGUACCCUGGUUUCAAAGGGAAGACAUGGCCUCAACCCAUUUGUCCCAAACCUCUCAAUUAAAUGAUGUUCCUGAAAUGGAUCCCUCAACACAGAUUUUUUCAAGUAAGAAAACAAAAGAAUGGAACCACACGGACUAUGAUCUUCUCAAGAAAGUGAGAAAUCUUCGAGAGAGACUCACAGCCCAAGCUCGUAACAGGUGUGAGCCUCCUCAUCUCUUGGUGACAUAGAAGGCAUUUCAACAUGAAACAAUCAGAGAUUUCUUUUUAAGAUCAAUGGCACUGAUUUUUCAAUUAUUUAUUCUAAUUUUUUACAAAGGUCAGCCUUUUGUAUGGAGAAAUAUGUCUAUAAAAUUAUGUUUUCUAUUGAAUUAUAAAGCUUUUGGCUUGUAAAGGGCUUCUGAAAUGUUUUACGAUAAAGG
Psammomys obesus (fat sand rat) is the source of this 3296-nucleotide messenger RNA. It is a transcript of the gene Tbc1d31, whose product is annotated as TBC1 domain family member 31. The record is from RefSeq and is a predicted model, not a curated record. Gene Ontology annotation, cellular component: centrosome. Lineage: Eukaryota; Metazoa; Chordata; Mammalia; Rodentia; Muridae. The coding region runs from base 67 to 3105 and encodes 1012 amino acids. Gene Ontology annotation, molecular function: protein binding. The transcript has 21 exons.